Molecule: messenger RNA, 1201 nt
Organism: Ochotona curzoniae (black-lipped pika)
Lineage: Eukaryota; Metazoa; Chordata; Mammalia; Lagomorpha; Ochotonidae
Product: sulfotransferase 1A1
Exons: 8
Coding region: 227-1114 (295 amino acids)
Biological process (GO): sulfation
Cellular component (GO): cytoplasm
Molecular function (GO): sulfotransferase activity
Source: RefSeq, a predicted model, not a curated record
CACUUUGGCUUCUCAGGGAAACACAGGGACCCACCCCCUCCAAGCUCCACCCUUUCCUUGUGGGAGGAUAGCAAAGUCCCUGCUGCCCCUGGGCCCUCCCACUUCCUUUCUAUAAAGCCCUCAGCUGGGGCAGCUGAGCACUUUGCCAGCCAGCCCUGCAGAGUUCCAGUGCAGGUGUUGCUUCACACAGGUGGUGUCUCAGGCAGCAUCCAGAGGUCAGGGCAGCAUGGAGCUCAUCCAGGAUACGUCCCGCCCCCCGCUGGAGUACGUGAAAGGGGUCCCGCUCAUCAAGUACUUCGCAGAGGCGAUGGGGCCACUGCAGAGCUUUGAGGCCUGGCCAGACGACCUGCUCAUCAGCACCUACCCCAAGUCUGGCACCACCUGGGUGAGCGAAAUACUGGACAUGAUCUACCACGGUGGUGACCAGCAGAAGUGUUCCCGGGCCCCCAUCUACAUCCGGGUGCCCUUUUUGGAAUUCAAAGCCCCUGGGGCCCCCUCAGGUAUGGAGACUCUCAAAGAAACCCCGGCCCCACGGCUCCUCAAGACGCACCUGCCACUGGCCCUGCUCCCCCAGACUCUGCUGGAUCAGAAGGUCAAGGUGAUUUACAUGGCACGUAACGCAAAGGAUGUGGCUGUCUCCUAUUACAACUUUUAUAAUAUGGCCAAAGUGCACCCUCAUCCCGGCACCUGGGACAACUUCCUGGAGAAGUUCAUGUCUGGGAAUGUGUCCUAUGGCUCCUGGUACCAGCACGUGCGGGAGUGGAGGGAGCUGGGCCGCACCCACCCUUUGCUCUACCUCUUCUAUGAGGACAUGAAAGAGAACCCCAAGAAGGAGAUCAGGAAGAUCCUGGAGUUUGUGGGGCGCUCCCUGCCGGAGGAGGUUGUGGACCACAUCGUCAAGUGCACAUCCUUCAAGGAGAUGAAGGCCAACCCCAUGACCAACUACAGCACGCUGCCCUCCAGCAUCAUGGACCACAACGUCUCCCCCUUCAUGAGGAAAGGUGUGGCGGGGGACUGGAAGUCCACCUUCACUGUGGCCCAAAACGAGCACUUCGAGGCCCACUAUGCCCAGAAGAUGGCUGGCUGUGACCUUCCCUUCCGCUCCGAGCUGUGAGGGCUGUGUGCGCAGCUGCAAGGGGGGGGGGGCCCUGCAAGACAAUCUAAGCCCAUCGGCUGGACAAUAAAAUAGGAUUCGUAUCCA